Salarias fasciatus (jewelled blenny) is the source of this 2267-nucleotide messenger RNA. RefSeq names its product creatine kinase, mitochondrial 2a (sarcomeric) (gene ckmt2a). The transcript has 10 exons. Gene Ontology annotation, cellular component: mitochondrion. Bases 105 to 1358 code for a protein of 417 amino acids. Gene Ontology annotation, molecular function: creatine kinase activity. Lineage: Eukaryota; Metazoa; Chordata; Actinopteri; Blenniiformes; Blenniidae. Gene Ontology annotation, biological process: phosphocreatine biosynthetic process. The record is from RefSeq and is a predicted model, not a curated record.
CUGAAAAGCUCUUUACGCCGAGACCUUCAGAGAAGCGACAGCGGCUCUUCAGCUGAGUAUUUCUGGACUGACUUUCUGGAGGAGUUGAACCGGCGAGCGGAGCGAUGGCAGGCUCUUUCACACGUCUGAUCUCAGGCCGGAACACGGCCGUGCUGCUGGCCAGCCUGGGCGCCGGAACCCUCACCACCGGCUUCCUGCUGAGCGACGGCGGCUCGCUGGCCGCCGAGGCCAAGAAGAAGCUGUACCCUCCCAGCUCAGACUUCCCCGACCUGAGGAAACACAACAACUGCAUGGCCUCGGCUCUGACUCCGGCCAUUUACGCCAAACUGAGGGACCGGGUGACCCCCAACAACUGGACCCUGGACCAGUGCAUCCAGACCGGCGUGGACAACCCGGGACACCCGUUCAUCAAGACGGUGGGCUGCGUGGCCGGAGACGAGGAGAGCUACGAGGUGUUUGCUGACCUUUUUGACCCCGUCAUCAAGGACCGACACAACGGUUACAACCCCAAAACCAUGAAACACCCCACUGACCUGGAUGCCUCCAAGGUGACCAACGGGAUGUUCGACGAGAACUACGUCCUGUCCUCGCGCGUCCGUACCGGCCGCAGCAUCCGAGGGCUGAGUCUGCCGCCGGCCUGCUCCCGGGCGGAGCGCCGGGAGGUGGAGCGCGUGGCGGUGACGGCCCUGGCCGGCCUGAAGGGCGACCUGGCCGGGCGCUACUACAGCCUGGGGGACAUGACGGAGAAGGAGCAGCAGCAGCUCAUCGACGACCACUUCCUGUUUGACAAGCCCGUCUCUCCCCUGUUGACCUGUGCCUUCAUGGCCAGAGACUGGCCGGACGCCAGAGGGAUCUGGCACAACAACGAGAAGACCUUCCUGAUCUGGAUCAAUGAGGAGGACCACACCAGGGUCAUCUCCAUGGAGAAGGGCGGCAACAUGAAGAGGGUGUUCGAGAGGUUCUGCAGAGGACUGCAGCAGGUGGAGCAGCUGAUCCAGGAGCGAGGAUGGGAGUUCAUGUGGAAUGAACAUCUGGGAUACGUCCUCACCUGUCCGUCCAACCUGGGCACCGGCCUGCGGGCAGGUGUGCACGUCCGCCUGCCAAAGCUCAGCAAGGACCCACGUUUCUCCAAAAUCCUGGACAACCUGCGGCUGCAGAAGAGAGGAACCGGCGGCGUGGACACGGCCGCCACCGGAGACACCUUCGACAUCUCCAACCUCGACCGUCUGGGCAAAUCUGAGGUGGAGCUGGUGCAGCUGGUGGUGGACGGGGUGAACUACCUGGUGGAGUGUGAGAAGAGGCUGGAGCGAGGUCAGGAUAUCAAAAUCCCCGCUCCCCUCGCUCAGUUCAGGAAGUGAAAGCAGGACGGUCGGACGGCGGCGCCGCUUUCCUCCCACGCCGAGCCGCCUCAGACCCAAAGACUCAGACACCCGUAGACUGAGAGACUCUCAAUCCCGCACUCGAGUCUCAGAUGCUCUAACCCUCCAAGCCUCGGGAACUCUGUAACUUUGGAGCCUCGGACCUCAGAAUCCUGGUCUUUGGAUCUCUGAGGCUCGGACCCUGAAACCCUGCGAGUCUCAGAGCUUCAGAGCUGCUCUGAGUCCUUGAAGCUCAAACGUUCAGGUACUCGUUGCCUUGGAGCCACAGACACUUAGACCCUCUGAGACUUGGAUCUACUGUUGUUGGUCUCGUUGAACCUUUGACCCUUGAGGACUCCAGGACCCUUGCAGACCCAGAGAGAUCUGUCCAUCACAAACUCAGACCCAGACUCUGAACCGUCAGACACUUUACGACUCAGAGCCUGUCCAGACCCGAAGCUCCAGACUCCAUGACCCUCAGAGACUCAAAGCCUCUGACCUCCCGACUUGUCCAAAGACUUGAAGACUGGGAGCUUUAAAGACCCUCUGACAUGAAGAUCCUCAGAGGGUCUGAGAGUCUGACUCUCUGACACUUGACUGUCGACUCUCGACUGUGAAUGUUUGAACCCUCUUAUUAACCCCCCCAGGCAGACGCAGCGCCUCAGACUCUUAGAUCUAAAGCUUCUGAAGGUUUGAUCCUCCAAGACUUAAAGACCAGGAGCUUUAGAAACUCAAACUUUUAGAUGUUGAGACAAAAAGCCUCUGACCUGUAGACCCUCUUGAGUCCCCCUUGUUCUACCCAAAAACCUUGAAGUAAGAUGAUUGUAGACUUGAUCUGCAGUUCAGGGGAAACUUCUACCUCAGGUUACCUGUAACCCUGAAGUCAAUAAAACCACCUACAUGAAACCU